AGACCACAAAACGGAUUAGGACAAUAACGCCGUUAAUCAGUUAACGGCGACCAGAGUCUCUUUCUCUUUCUUUCUUUCUUUCUUUCUCUCUCUCUCUCUCUCUUCAUGAUUUCUUUGUCUCUCUCUCUCUCAUCUCAUCUCAUCUCCUGAUCACCAAACCCACCAUCGGAGGUCACGCCUUGUCUUGUGUUUGUUAAAUCGGGUCUGUUCUAGUCUGCUCUAUUCUAUAUUAUUAUUUCUUCUUUUUAUUUUUUAAUUAUCUGUUUCAAAAAUCAGAGCGAUCUGUUGUUCUCUCAGAGGGGGCGAGGAGGAAUCUCGCCGGGAGGGUACCGUCGCUCGCCGGAAACUCCAUGAAUUCCGGCAAGAGGCUCUGAAUCGUCCGGCGAGAGGAGAGAGAGAGAGAGAGAGAGAGAGAGAGAGGAGAGAGAGACAGACAGAGACAGUUGGUUUCUUGUUGUUAGGGGGAAAAAGAAGAUUAAAAAAAUUGGGAGAAUACAUGUGGUUAACGUGCAAUGUAGGAAGGGAAAAAAGAAGAGAGAGAGAGAGAAAGAGAGAGAAGGCAUCAAGGCUUUGGAGGUUCUUGCACGGAACAGAUGCUUAGAUCCCUUAUUCAAUCUCCUUCCCUCCCUUGCCUUAUGCCGUAAUUCAUUCUAUUUCUCUUCCCUCUCUCUCAAUCCUUAGCCUUCCUUUGCCUUCAAUUCGUUUAAAUUCUUCGCCUAUGUGUCUUUGUUUCUCUCUCCCAAUUUCAUUUCCACAGUUGCAAGUUCAGUUUUUUUGACUCUCCCUCAGAUGGCUUUCAUUUUCAAUUUUUAAAAUAAAAGUACUUGUUCCUGCGUGAUGAAGAUGUUUAAAGUUUUCUUUUAUCCAUUUCCAUCUCUCUGAUGCUUGCCUGGUGUAAAGAAAUUUUUUUCUCCAACAAGUCUUGAAACUUUUCAAUUGUCUAUAGAAUUGAAGCAUUGGUGAAAGCCAGUGAACGAACAGUAUUCAAUUUUCCUGUGAUUUUUUGAUUCUGGCUUCACCAUGCUGUCGGAAAUGAUGGACCUAAAUGGCUUGUCAUCAUCAUCGUCUUUCUUCUCUGAGGAAUUGUGUUUUCCUAAUGAGGUGUAAAAAUGGACGGAGUAUUAGGAACAGCAGGCGGAAAUUCAGUUGUCUCAUCACCCCUCGAGAAACGGAUGUCAGUCAAAUCUCAGAUGGUCAAGUCUUUCGAACUUUUUGAUCCAUAUCUAAUCCGAGACCAGAAAGUUAAUCUUAGCUCAGAGAAGAAUGCAGUGGGAGCAGAGAGAGCAGUCAGUCGCUCCUUGCAGAGACCUAUUGACCAUGAUUCAGGAAUGAGAUCUAAUUUCAAUAUAGCGCCAGCAUCUUAUUCUAUGGAAGGUGAUGAAAAUCGUGUCAUGGGCACACAGUACGAGAACGGUCUCUUCUCAAGCUCAUUGUCAGAAUUGUUUAGCAGAAAAAUGAGAUUAACAUCAAAUAAUGGUUUUAAUGCCCAUUCUGUUGGUGCUGCUGCCUCCCAUUAUGAGGAAGAUGAACCUUUUGAAUCCCUUGAGGAAAUUGAGGCACAAACUAUUGGAAAUCUCCUCCCUAAUGACGAUGACUUGUUUUCUGGGGUAACUGAUGGGUUUGAUUUCAUGGGCCAAUCCAAUAAUGGCGAAGAUAUUGAAGAUUUAGACCUUUUUAGCAGUGUUGGGGGGAUGGACUUGGGAGAAGAUGGCUUCCCUACAGAACAGAGAGAUUCUGAAAUUUCUGGAGGAAAUCCCAAUAGUGAGCUGGAUGGAUCGAUUAGUUCAGUUGCUGGGGAACACCCUUACGGGGAACACCCAUCUCGAACACUGUUUGUGCGUAAUAUAAAUAGUAAUGUUGAAGAUUCUGAGUUACGGGCCCUUUUUGAGCAAUAUGGGGAUAUCCGCACUCUUUAUACAGCAUGCAAGCAUAGGGGCUUUGUUAUGAUAUCAUAUCAUGAUAUUAGAGCAGCUCGAACUGCAAUGAGAGCACUUCAAAACAAACCAUUGAGACGUAGGAAGCUUGACAUACAUUACUCGAUUCCAAAGGACAACCCUCCAGAGAAAGAUAUUAACCAAGGCACUCUUGUGGUUUUUAACCUCGAUUCUUCUGUUUCAAAUGAGGAACUCCGUCAAAUUUUUGGUGUAUACGGCGAAAUUAAGGAGAUCCGUGAGACUCCACACAGAAGCCAUCACAAAUUUAUAGAAUUUUAUGAUGUUAGGGCUGCAGAGACUGCUCUUCGUGCAUUGAACAGGAGUGAUAUUGCUGGGAAGCGGAUUAAGCUUGAACCAAGCCGUCCUGGGGGUGCUAGACGUUUGAUGCCACCAUUUCCUCCGGAAAUUGAACAAGAAGAAUAUGGUCCAUAUCUACAACAAAGUAGCUCCCCUAAUAACUCUACAAUAGGAUUUUCUGGUCCAGUUUCACAUCUGGGAAUCACAUCUUCUGGCAUGGAUAACGGACCUGUUCAAGGGGUACACUCAACAAUCAGAAGCCCUGUUAGUCCAUUCCUGGAAAAUGUGUUCAAUCAUGGGAUCUCAUCUAGUGUUCCUAACAGUUUACCCUCUCUGGUUAGAGUUGAAUCACUUGGCAAUCAAUCCAGUCUCCACGAAUCUGGCCACUCACAGGGCCAGCUUAAAUUUGAAUUCCAAGGAACACCCAAUUUUCAUCCUCAUUCACUUCCAGAGUAUCAUGAUGGUUUAACUAAUGGUGCUCCGUGCAAUUCUCUGGGCAUGGCUGCAAAUAUUAUUUCCAGACCAACAGAAAGAAUUGAGAACCAGCAGUUCUGCAGAUUAAGCUCAAAUGGGCAUCCACUUGAACUGAAUGGUGCCGGUAAGUGCAAUGGAUAUCGAGUUUUUGGUUCUUCCGGAAAUGGGAGCUGUCCCCCUCCAGGACAUCAUUAUAUCUGGAGUAAUUCAACUCACCGGCAGCCUCAAGGCUUGAUGUGGCCAAACUCACCAACACUUGUCAACGGGUUUUCUACCGCUCAUCAUUCCCCACAGUUGCAUGCACUUCCCAGGGCACCAUCUCAUAUGCUGAACACUCUUUUACCCAUAAAUAAUCACCAUGUGGGAUCGGCACCAUCUGUGAAUCCUUCUAUCUGGGAUAGACGACACACCUAUGCUGGUGAAUCCCCUGAUGCUUCUGGCUUUCAUCCAGGUUCUCUUGGGAACAUGAGAAUUUCUGGUAAAUCACCGCAUCAUUUGGAAUUUGUUUCCCAAAACAUGUUUCCUCGUGUCGGUGGAAACUGUAUGGACCUGUCUAUCCCCUCCAAAAAUAUUGGAUUGCGCUCCCAUCAUCCAGGGUGUAUGAUGUUUCCUGGCCGAUGCCAAAUGAUUCCUCCUAUGAUGAGUUCAUUUGAUUCUCCUAAUGAACGGGCUAGAAACCAUAGAAUUGAAGGCGGUUCAAACCAGGCUGAUAACAAGAAACAGUUUGAACUUGACAUUGACCGCAUAAUGCGAGGGGAAGACAACCGGACGACCCUUAUGAUAAAGAAUAUUCCUAACAAGUAUACUUCGAAGAUGCUUUUAGCUGCAAUUGAUGAUCGCCAUCGGGGAACUUACGAUUUCAUUUAUCUACCCAUUGAUUUUAAGAACAAAUGCAAUGUGGGUUAUGCAUUCAUCAACAUGACCGACCCUUCCCUGAUUAUCCCAUUCUAUCAGGCAUUCAAUGGAAAGAAAUGGGAAAAGUUUAACAGCGAAAAGGUCGCAUCACUUGCUUAUGGUCGCAUACAAGGAAAAACUGCUCUCAUUGCCCAUUUCCAGAACUCAAGCUUGAUGAAUGAAGAUAAGCGAUGCCGACCUAUCCUCUUCAACACUGAUGGUCCCAAUGCAGGUGAUCAGGUGCCCUUCCCUAUGGGUGUUAACAUUCGAUCCAGGCCCAGCAAAACUCGAGCCAUUACCAGUGAGGAAAACGAUGAAGAAAGCACAUCAAAUUUUCCAAAUGGGGAGGAAUAUUUCAAUGGGGACUCAUCUUCAGGAUCUGCCAAGGAUUCGGACUGAGCAAUGCUUUUCCUUUUUGUGGGCACUAACCCUCUAGAAUGAAACCAAAUAAUAUUUAAAUUAAAUUCACCCCAAAUUUUAGUAUCGUGUUAGGGGUGGUUAAGAGCAAGCAGGAAAAAAAAAUUUUCUUUUUGGUGCUCCUUGAAAGCCUCCUAAAAAUCAGAGAACGAAUGCUUGAACAAAGUUGAAUGAGUAAGCAGUUCAAAAAAACAAAGGAGCAACAAGUGGAGCUUUGAAGUUUUGUUCAACAGUUUUGGGAAUGCUAUUUCAAAAUAUGUAUGUAUAGGAGUUUCUGAGCUAUGGAGAAAUAUUUGCUGCACUGGGAGGGGGCUUCUCUACUAUUAACUUUUCUCAUUUUCGGCUUCUGCUUCUUCUCUUCUCUUUUUUUUUCUUUUUUCUUUCAUGUUGUCUGUUAAGAAGUAAAGACGAGAACUCAGGUGGUUAAAUUUUUUUUGAAGUGGUGAACUGAUGAUGAUGUCUUGUACAAUUGCUUUGCGGUUCGGGGAGAGAGGAGAGAGAUGUGAGGGGGUCUUUUGCAAUGGCUUGUCACCUUCUCUUCUAAAUGCAGAUACUCUGCUUUUUUGUACUUACCUAGCUAGGCAUGUUCUGUUUUGAUCUGUUAAUGUUAAUAUUUGGUUUAUCUAACCACAAUUGAUGU
Molecule: messenger RNA, 4656 nt
Organism: Camellia sinensis
Lineage: Eukaryota; Viridiplantae; Streptophyta; Magnoliopsida; Ericales; Theaceae
Source: RefSeq, a predicted model, not a curated record